UCCGUCACUCACAUAAAACCCUUUGUCUCCGCGCUCUGAACUCUCAGUGUCCACAUCAGUGUCCACAUCAGUGUCCACACGCAGCAUCUCACCUACAGUUUUCAUUUUAAUCGUCGAUUCCUGACAGAUUUCUGUUACGGAUUUCACAAUGACAGACAAGGUGCUCCCAAUCCGAUGCCUCCUCGUGCGAAUGUUAAGCCCAAAUCCAAGAUCUCAGCCUCGAGGAAACUCUCGCUGAAGAUCCUUCUCCUGCAGAGGGCGAUGGAGGACUUGGAGCAGGAGAAAGUGACACGUGAUGAGGAGAAGGUUCGUUACCUGGGAGAGAAACUUCCUCCUCUCCAGAUCUCAGGUGUGGCGAUGGACGAGCUGCAGAAACUGUGCCGACAGCUUCAUGGUAAAAUUGAAGUUGUGGAUGAGGAGAGAUACGACAUUGAAGCUAAAGUCAACAAGAACAACAAAGAAAUCCAUGAGUUGAUGCUGAAGGUGCAGGAUCUUGGGGGUAAAUUUAAGAAGCCGGCUCUGAGGAAGGUUCGUGUGUCGGCUGAUGAGAUGAUGAGAGCUUUACUCGGCUCCAAACACAAAGGCUCCAUGGACCUGAGAGCUAACCUGAAGUCUGUCAAGAAGGAGGACAUUAAACAAGAGAAGGUACUGACCUCUGAGGUGGGAGAUUGGCGUAAGAAUGUGGAGGCCAUGUCAGGGAUGGAGGGCAGGAAGAAGAUGUUUGAUGCUGCAGGUGGAGGACAGUGAACAGUGUAUAGGAUUUACUGUAUAGAACAUUGUGUGUGUUUAAAAAUGGAGAAAAACAGAAUGUGAGAAUAAUUUUAACAUCAUUACAUCAUAUAUUGUUACUGUUACAUGCAAUAUUAGUUACAUCGUUGCCCUGGUAACACUGGUGUAUUAGUUACAUCGUUGCCCUGGUAACACUGGUGUAUUAGUUACAUCUUUGCCCUGGUAACACUGGUGUAUUAGUUACAUUGUUGCCCUGGUAACACUGGUGUAUUAGUUACAUCGUUGCCCUGGUAACACUGGUGUAUUAGUUACAUCGUUGCCCUGGUAACACUGGUGUAUUAGUUACAUCGUUGCCCUGGUAACACUGGUGUAUUAGUUACAUCGUUGCCCUGGUAACACUGGUGUAUUAGUUACAUCGUUGCCCUGGUAACACUAGUGUAUUAGUUACAUCGUUGCCAUGGUAACACUGGUGUAUUAGUUACAUCGUUGCCCUGGUAACACUGGUGUAUUAGUUACAUCGUUGCCCUGGUAACACUAGUGUAUUAGUUACAUCGUUGCCAUGGUAACACUGGUGUAUUACAGUAGUUACAUCGUUGCUCUGGUAACACUGGUGUAUUAGUUACAUCGUUGCCCUGGUAACACCAGUGUAUUUGUUACAUCGUUGCCAUGGUAACACUGGUGUAUUACAGUAGUUACAUCGUUGCUCUGGUAACGAUGGUGUAUUAGUUACAUUGUUGCCCUAGUAACACUGGUGUAUUAGUUACAUCGUUGCCCUGGUAACACUGGUGUAUUAGUUACAUCGUUGCCAUGGUAACACUGGUGUAUUAGUGCAACAUACAAUCAGUUACUUCCAUUUUUAUUGCUGGAUUCUCUGCUCAUGUCUAAAUUACAAUCAUUUUUUAAAUGCUAGUUGUGUGUUUGUGUGGAGUUUAUAAUAAAACUGUAAAUCAACUAAAUA
Tachysurus fulvidraco (yellow catfish) is the source of this 1687-nucleotide messenger RNA. RefSeq names its product troponin I, skeletal, slow c (gene tnni1c). Gene Ontology annotation, biological process: muscle contraction. The transcript is spliced from 8 exons. The coding region runs from base 175 to 747 and encodes 190 amino acids. Gene Ontology annotation, cellular component: troponin complex. The record is from RefSeq and is a predicted model, not a curated record. NCBI's taxonomy places the organism in Eukaryota, Metazoa, Chordata, Actinopteri, Siluriformes, Bagridae.